This is a messenger RNA of Paramecium tetraurelia, 171 nucleotides long. RefSeq lists its product as uncharacterized. The transcript has a single exon. Lineage: Eukaryota; Ciliophora; Oligohymenophorea; Peniculida; Parameciidae. The record is from RefSeq and is a predicted model, not a curated record.
AUGAAUUUGAAUUUACCAGAUAGGCAAAUUUGUGCUCUGUAUCAAGUAGAUACCGUGCUAUUCUUAAGAUAGAAGUUACAAAAUUUAUUCCAAUAACAUACAAGCGUAGAUGUUGUAAAUUUGAGGUAAAUUUACAAUAUGAAUUAUGAGGAGAAAUUGAAUUCGAAAUGA